Salarias fasciatus (jewelled blenny) is the source of this 4026-nucleotide messenger RNA. It is a transcript of the gene zcchc14, whose product is annotated as zinc finger, CCHC domain containing 14. NCBI's taxonomy places the organism in Eukaryota, Metazoa, Chordata, Actinopteri, Blenniiformes, Blenniidae. The transcript has 13 exons. Gene Ontology annotation, molecular function: phosphatidylinositol binding; zinc ion binding; protein binding. The coding region runs from base 576 to 3803 and encodes 1075 amino acids. The record is from RefSeq and is a predicted model, not a curated record.
AAACCCUCCGCUGUCAUCGCGGAAACGUCUUUCCGCGGCCGCUGUUGAUGAGGUAACGUCUCAGGGAAAAAGGAACGGCGUGAUGUUAUUUCCAGCAGCUCGCGAGCUUCACGAGUUCAGUUUUUUAAAACUUUAAACAAGUUGUGCCAAAACCAUGAGGAGGACGGCGGCGCCGCAGAAGGAACUCCCGGGGAAGCGCUUGUUGCGGGACAGACCGGCGGGGCGGCUCCGGGCGGAAAGCCUCUCGCUGUGAUUGAGCGUCUCCUUGAAUGGGGCGCAGUGUUUUGAUCCUCCCUGUGUUUCUUGCACUGUUCGUGCGCCGUCAGGGGGUCUGCGGGUCCGACCGGCGGAGGGGGGCUCGGUGGAGGAGCGCUCCGAGCUCACAGCGCCGACCGGAGCGCUUCUGGCUGCACGCGCGGCGGCUUUUAUUAUUGGCCUGUUGCACGUGAAUCCGCCGGAGCAGCAGCAAAGAAAGAGACUGUUAGAAAACAGAUGGUCAAGUGAAAGUUGACAGACAUUCGGAUCGACAGAGUGGCCGGGGUCUGCGUAAUUACGCACGCACGCGCUCCUGCUCGAUGCAAAAGUUGGCGCAGAAACUGCAAAAAGUUCUGUGCGCUUUAACCGUGUGUGCCGGCGGAUGCGCGAGGAUGGUGGAGAGCCGGAGCUGUGUCCAGAGGGAGGGGGUGUACCGCUGGUUCUCCGCCCUCACCUCGGCCCAGAGAGCGGAGUUCCUGUGCGGCCUGCUGGACCUCUGCGUCCCCAUCGAGCUGCGCUUCCUCGGCUCCUGCCUGGAGGACUUGGCCCGCAAGGACUACCACUCUCUGCGGGAUGCGGAGAUCAAAGCCAACAACCCCGCCGACCUGUCGGGCCUCACCAACAUCACGGACGAGGUGGUGCGCAGCAAGCUGCUGGUGUCGCUCGCUCUGCUCGGGUCGGACAACCGGGAAGCCGCGGGGGUCCUGUACCGGACCCUGACCCACAUCGACACGGUGAUCAAUAACUACGGCCUGGCUCUCAACGACGGCAGGACCGAGGAGCAGUUCCUGCUGCUGUUCACCAUGGCCUCCAACCACCCGGCCUUCAGCUUCCACCAGAAACAGGUGCUGAGGCAGCAGCUCGGCCAGAUCCAAGACAUCCUGCAGAGCCAGACCAGAGAGGCCAGCCCAGCCUUGGGACAAGGAGACCAGGCCAUCCCUCAGGAGCUCGCUUCUCCUCACCCAGACCUGCGCCCCCCUCCUCCGCCGCCCCCUCCCCUCCCUCCCGCUCACCUGUCUCCACCCCUGAGUCAGAGCCACGACGCCGCGGCCGCCAAGAGCCACCAGGGCAAAGCGGCUAAAGCGGUGAUUGAGAGGGUGGUGCUGCGAGGAGCCACACACAAGUCCGAGGACAACAGUGAAUACAUGUUUGAGGUGAGCCGGUCCGAUGGUUUCAUGGUAUCGGUUGUCAGAAGCCAACAGGAGGUGGCAGAGCUGAUGUCUCAGCUGUCUCAGGCGUUUCCAGAUGAAGGACUGGAGAAGUUCCUCCCUCCGUCCGUAGAGCUGGACCCAAGAUGCCUCACCGCCCUGCCCUGCCAUGUCCUCAAGCACCACAGCGUCCAGCUGUUCUUCACCUCCACCAGGCCUCUCCCUCCCUCCUCCCCCUGCUCUCCCCCGUCCUCCACCCUGCCGCCACCUCCGCCGCCGCCGCCCUCCUUUCAGUCCACGCACGUCGCCCCCACCUGCCCGUUCACCUCCGGCUCCAAUAACGGCUGCAUGGUGCAGUACAGAGGACCCAACAGGGUGGUGUACCGAGUGGCCAGCGUCCAGCCCGUCGUCAGCACCCACGGCUCCGUGCUGACCCGCUCCACUCCUCACCUCUCCUCCAUCCCCCCGCCUCUGCCCCCCGCCGUCCCUCCCCCGCAGCACUCCCCUCAGCUGUCCUCCCUCCCUCCCCCCAUGACGGCCCUGCCAACGCGAGGCCCCGCUCCCGGCGGGGGCGACACCUCCUCCUCGUCCUCGUCCUCCUCCUCCUCCUCCCAGUCACAUCCUCAACACGGUCCGCCACACUCCUUCUCCCAGCACCUCCUCCACCCUCAGUCCCGGUCCCAGGCCCACCCGCCGCCGCCGUCGCCCCAGUCCCAGCCCGGCGCCCCGGAGCAGAACGGCAUCCUGGACUGGCUCCGCCGGCUGCGGCUGCACAAGUACUACCCCGUCUUCAAGCAGCUCACCAUGGAGGAGUUUCUAGCCCUCACAGAAGAAGACCUAAACAAGUACGACCUGACCCAAGGAGCCAAGAAGAAACUGAAGACCCAGUUAGAGCUGCAGAAGUCUGCAGACCGAGAGAUGAAGAUGGAGAAGUGGUCCUGCGGGAGUAUUGCCCGGGUGACGCCUUCCAGUCACAUGGGACCGUCCUCUCACCCCUCCGCCUCCGCAGAGCUCCGAGUGGAGGUGGACGCCGCGUCGCACCACCACCCGGUCUGCACGGACAGCAGCUCGUCCUCGGGUUACUCCAGCUCCUCCUGCUCGCCGCGCACUCCGCACUGCUGCGACUCCGCCUUCGACAGGACCAGAGAGAUUCACAGACGAGUGUCGGGUUCAGACGCAGCAGGCGGUCCGGAGAAGGACCGGUCCGGUCUCUUCAUUCUGAACUCCAGCUGCCCGUCAGGCUCCGGCCGGCCCACGGCCCAGGUCCUGCCUGUCCAGACCGACCCGGCCCCCCCUCUCCCCCCCUCCUGCUCCUCCUCCCACCCCCCCUUCGGCCUCCCGCCGCCCUCCUACCACCCUCAGACGCUUCUGUCCCCGAUCUCCAACCCGGCGCGUAUCCUGACGUCGCCCCGUAAGCCCAGGCCGCCCCCGCUGUGCACGGAGGACAGGACUAAGCCGCUGGUGUCGGGGCUCCCUGCGGCCGGAGCGGGGUUCAGCUCGGGGCUGGGGGUCGGGGUCGGGGUCGGGGUCGGGGUGAGGCUGGAGAACCUGUUCUCGGGCCACGGCGUGGAGGUGUCCCCGGGGCCCCCGGAGCCCGGGGCGUGCCGCGGCCUGCCGGGCGGCAGCAUGAGCCUGAUGGUGGAGACCAGCUCGGCUCUGACCUCCACCUCCAACAGCCUCCACCACGUCUCCCACCCGCCCCUCCACUUCCACCUGUCCUCCUCCUCGUCCCCGUCUCCGUCUGGAUGCUACGCCUACCCCCCCGCCUCCUCCUCGUCCUCCUCCUCCUACUCCUCCUUCUCCUCCUCCUGCUCCUCCUCGAAGGCCGCGGUCCCCGGCCCCGCCUACUACCCGCCCCAGCCCACCUCCAGCCCGUCUCCCGGACCCCCGUCCGGCUCCUCGUUGGACCAGAGCUCCACCCACGUCUCCUCCAUGUGUGUCUGCAGCUCCUGCGGUUGCCGUGGGAACUGCGGCGCCUACGGAGCGUUUCCCGGCUACGCGGCGGCGGGCUACCUGCAGCCGUUCUCGGCCGGGCCGUCCCUCUUCACGCUGGGGCCCCUGCUCCACCUCAGCCCCCUCAUCACCUCCACCAGCUCCGCCGCCGCCGCCGCCGGGGCGGCGCCCUUCUCCUACCCCAUGAUGGUGCCGCCGCCGCAGCCGCUCUACCGCCACAGCCCCGCGCCCCACGACCAGCAGCAGGGCUUCGCUUUCUACCAGCCGCACGGCGUCAUGGGAAACGGAGCCCAGAAACGCGGCGGAGGAAACCUGUCGUGUUACAACUGCGGCGGAAACGGACACCGAGCGGAGGACUGCAAGCAGCCGCCCAUGGACUCCUCUCAGCAAGGGACGUUCCGGCUGAAGUACACGCCCCACGCUGACAGUAAGGACUCUGCAGACUGAACCAGACCUGAACGCACACAGCUGGAGCCAGCGAGACGAGACGGAGACGAGGUGACGAGAGCCACCGGCAGUCUGUUCAGAACCCGUUCAUCCUCGCAUCGUCUCAGGAAGCUGAGAGGAGUGGUGACUCCUCCCUCCUCCUCACAUGAGCGCGACGUUUAUAAAGUUCCUGGAGGCUCAUCAGAGAAAACUACAGAAGAUUCAAACAAAAUGUUGAUAAAAU